AUGUCCAGCGAAGAGUUGUACCUUCCUGACAUUCGUAUGGAAAAACAAUUUAACGUGCAGCCAUACGAAUUUUGCCAAGUGUGUCAAUUAUUGAAAGCGAUUCACGUAGAUGUAUUGAAACAACACAUCCUGGAAACUCACGAUCAACCAUACCUAUGUAGAGUAUGUGACAAGCGUUUUACCCGGAAAGGCGAUCUUAAAAGACACACGAGAGUGCAUACUGGUGAGCAACCAUACCAAUGUAAAGAAUGUGGCAGACGUUUUACCGAAAGUAGUAGCCUGAAAACGCAUAUGAGAGUACACACUGGUGAGCAACCAUAUCAAUGUGCAGUGUGUGACAGACGUUUUACUGAGAAUGGCAGUCUGAAAACACACAUGAGAGUACACACUGGUGAGCAACCGUACCAAUGUAACGUAUGUGGCAGACGUUUUACCCAGACAGGACACCUGCAAACACACAUGCGUAUGCACACUGGUGAGCAACCAUAUCAAUGUAUAGAAUGUGACAGACGUUUUACGCAGUUAGGACACCUUAAUUCACACAUGAAAAUGCAUUCUGGUGAGCAGCCAUACAAAUGUAAAGAAUGUGACAGGCCUUUUUCUCGCAGAGACCAUUUGAAAUCACACAUGAGAGUACAUACCGGUGAGCAACCAUACCAGUGUAAAGAAUGUGGAAAGCGAUUCACCCAGACUUACAACCUGAAAACACAUAUGAGAUUACAUGCUGCUAGACAGCCAUACCAAUGUAAUACAUGUAACAAACGUUUCAUCAGCAAAUUUGCCAUGGAAAGACACGUCCACAUCCAUACUCUUGAGCAACAAUAUGGUAUUGUGAAUUUAGAAGAAACUAUUAUUGGUGGACAAAUACAGGUCUUUCGUGUAAUAUUUUCGUAG
Messenger RNA from Saccoglossus kowalevskii, 894 nucleotides. RefSeq lists its product as uncharacterized. Lineage: Eukaryota; Metazoa; Hemichordata; Enteropneusta; Harrimaniidae. The record is from RefSeq and is a predicted model, not a curated record.